GGAAUACUUUCAAUAUUGUUUUUCAGUAACGAAUUUCUGGUUCACAACAAUGAAGACGACUUACACGAUGUGUCGCGUCGAUUCAGAGUCAUUAAACUGAGGCGAGUGAACAUAGUUCGAGAUAUGGUGGAAAUCUUCUAGGACGAGACAUUAAUGGGAAGUGAAAUUAAAGUUGCGAUGAUUAAUGGUUCUGGGGAAAGGGAAUUAGGAGAGGAUAAUCAAGGUGUCUUCCGCGAUGCACUUUCAGCAUUUUGGUCACAGUUUUAUGACUCGUGCACUGUCGGAGAGCAAGAACGUGUACCCGUCGUACGACACGACUACCAAGUUCCAGAGUGGACUGCGAUAGCUAGAAUAUUAGUCAAGGGCUACAAGGAGGUGAAAUUUUUCCCGAUUAAACUAAGCAAAAUUUUCAUAUCUGCGAUCUUGUUCAACGAGAAAGAAAUAACGAAAGAUUUCUUGAUUGAAUCGUUCUUGUGUUACAUCUCGAGUGAUGAGAGGGACCUUGUUAGCGAAGUUCUAGCAAAUAAGAAACUAAGUGAUGAACAAAAUGAAGAAUGGGAAGAUUUCCUCGAAAGAUUUAAAUGUCGAAAAAUACCCAAAGUAGAGGAAAGAAUGGAGGUACUUCUGGAGCUAUCUCACAAAGAAAUGAUCCAGGUAGCCCAAUACAUCAUAGAUAGUUGGAAAGAGCCUUUUAAGAAAAUUCAAGCGUCAGGAAUGUUAUCCACGGUAGAAGAUUUAAAGCAAUUAUACGAGAAGUCAAAACCGACCGUGAAAAAGGUAUUAGGAUUAAUAGAGGCAACACCAUCGAGCAACGCUCAAAGGGGCUGGACGAUGAAAAGCUGGUCAAAUUUUUACGCUUCUGUACGGGUGCAACCAUCAUCUGCAUUGAGAAGAUUACAGUUGAUUUUACCAACCUCAAUGGGUUAGAAAGGCGUCCUGUUGCUCACAUUUGCGGUGCUUUUCUAGAGUUGCCAACAACCUAUAAUUCGUUUCCACAAUUACGAGAGGAAUUAAACAAUAUCCUGUCUAGUGAAUUUUGGGACAUAGACAUUUGCUAAGUCGAGAGCAGUUCUGCGUAUAGUAACUAUUGUUCACAACAACAGUUCGCAACUUUUAGUAACCAACUUUUUAGAUUUAACACUCAAAUAUGGGUAAUCACUUUGUUAAGUUUCUGUUCACAUUACUUAGUUUCUGUUCACAUUACUUUUCAUAUUGGACAACAUAUAAGAUAAACAUUACGAAUAUAUGCACCUGUGUGCACAAAUGUUAGUGGAACGUUCGUUUCGGGACAUACAACUGUUAUGGUUACAAUUACGAUUAGGUUUUCGUUACCUUUAAAAAUAUC
Messenger RNA from Dendronephthya gigantea, 1345 nucleotides. RefSeq lists its product as uncharacterized. The record is from RefSeq and is a predicted model, not a curated record. The transcript has 2 exons. Lineage: Eukaryota; Metazoa; Cnidaria; Anthozoa; Malacalcyonacea; Nephtheidae. Bases 154 to 927 code for a protein of 257 amino acids.